Molecule: messenger RNA, 757 nt
Organism: Arabidopsis lyrata subsp. lyrata
Lineage: Eukaryota; Viridiplantae; Streptophyta; Magnoliopsida; Brassicales; Brassicaceae
Exons: 2
Coding region: 66-695 (209 amino acids)
Source: RefSeq, a predicted model, not a curated record
AUGCCUUUGCUAAGUAUCUGUCAGAAGGUAAAGUUGUUACCUGGAAGGACCUGCGUACUCCUGUGAUGCCUACACAUCUAGCUGGCCUGUACUUGAUUUGCUGCAUUAAUUGGCUUCCAUCAAAGAACAAUUCAAAUGUGACGAUUGAUCGGGCUAAGCUUCUGUAUCUUAUCAAUGAGAAAAUCCCUUUCAAUUAUGGGAAGCUGGUAUAUGAUCAAGUGGAAAGAGCUGCUCGCUUUCCAGGUCAGAUUCUAAACAUUCUGCCAUUCCCGAACUUGAUCUAUCGGGUACUUAUGUUUCAGAGGGAGAUUACCUUGGAGAACUUUGAAAAACCUGAUCCACCUCCAAAGAAGUUCAAUCCAGAAGUGAGAGGUGGUAUAGAUCACCCAAGACGUCGAGGAGAGUAUGUGUUUGGAACCUCAUUGGCAGGAGACCUGAGACACGCAUCCACUCUCCUGCUGAACAUGGCUGUCCGGUUGGAAGGGGGAGAUUAUGGGUUAGUACAUCCUUCUUCUGAUCAGUCUCAGGGUGUGAAUGCUGAUGCCGAGGCUCAAGGUUCUGAACCUGAAGCUGAUGACUCUUAUGCUGAGCCCGUUGAUGAAGGCUGGCCUUCAGAGAACUCUAAUUCGGAUUCAUUUGUGGAUUCAUUGGAUGUUGACAAUGAAGAAGGGUUUGAAGACACUCAGUCAGGAUAAUAUAGACUAGUUUUGGAGACUGAGUGGUCUAGGAUUUAGGGGGAGUCUUAACUUUUGGCAUU